Molecule: messenger RNA, 222 nt
Organism: Lathyrus sativus (Indian pea)
Lineage: Eukaryota; Viridiplantae; Streptophyta; Magnoliopsida; Fabales; Fabaceae
Source: the annotation of a GenBank genome assembly
AUGGAAACCAUUGAGACCCAAUUGAAGACUAAAGUUUAUACACCAAGUCAUGUGGACUCUUGCAUAAUAUGUCUGAAUAAGUUUAUUAAUCAAGAGGAGAUUGCAAUUUUUCAAUGUGAGCAUGAGUUUCACGUUGAUUGCAUAACAAAGUGUCUUAUUUUGAGGAAUAGCUGCCCAAACUGCAAAUCAGAAGCCAUAACUUCUCAAGACAAGGAUGCAUAA